Messenger RNA from Cynara cardunculus var. scolymus (artichoke), 3162 nucleotides. RefSeq names its product pentatricopeptide repeat-containing protein At4g16835, mitochondrial. Bases 390 to 2453 code for a protein of 687 amino acids. The record is from RefSeq and is a predicted model, not a curated record. The transcript has 4 exons. Lineage: Eukaryota; Viridiplantae; Streptophyta; Magnoliopsida; Asterales; Asteraceae. Gene Ontology annotation, molecular function: protein binding; RNA binding; zinc ion binding. Gene Ontology annotation, biological process: RNA modification.
CCGCUAGCUGUUCCCUCUUGUCUAUCUCCGGCGCCGGCGAGGAGGUCACCUCCGACCACGAACAUCUCUGAACACUACCUGUGGUGACGGCCGACGACCAUAGACAAAUUGUUCGAUUUCAGAGGAUGAGGAUGGUGAUGGUUGGUGCUGUGUUCAGACUUUAGGUGAAUCUAAUAGGGUAAUAGAAGAACCCUUAUCGGAUCCGUACCUGCCCAAUGCCUGCCAUCAUCCAAACUACAAAAUAGAUCACUGACUAAAGAAAGCAAAUAUGCAAGGACUUCAUGUUACCCAGUUUUUUCAAAGCUUUUCAUUUCUUCUGCUGCUCCAAAAACGGCUGGGGCUGAUAAUUUCUUUUCACAAGACACAAAUUUCAUAAGAAAAGUUGUUUCAUGAUUGGGAGUUUCUCACGGUGUAGCAUGAUUCCAUGCCUACACUUCAGAAGAAUCCACCAUGGAUUUUCCUUUCUCAAUGUUUUGCUGCAAUUCUCAUAUCAUAGACAUAGUUUGCUCUCAGCUUCUGAGUUGAAAUACCCAGAUGAAGAUUCAAACUCUAGAUCAUUUCCCUCCAAUACUCCAUUAAACAAUUCAAAAGAAACUCCCUUUGUUUCUUCAGCUGUCAACAGGGUGACAGCAAGCAAUCAAUGUUAUGGAAAGGAAUUAGAUGAGGUGAAGUCACGGAACAGGAUGAUCACUGACUAUAUUCGGAGUGGUGAUCUGGAUUCGGCUUAUAACGUGUUUGAAAACAUGCCAGUUAGGACUACUGUCACGUGGAAUUCGAUGCUAGCUGGAUAUACAAAAAUAGCUGGGAGAAUUGAAGAUGCUCGCCAACUAUUUGAUAACAUCCCUGAACCAGAUAUUGUUUCGUAUAACACAAUGCUGAAUUGUUAUAUGCAUAACUGUGGUAUCAAGUCUGCUCAGGCUUUCUUUGACCAAAUGGUAUUCACAGAUACAGCAUCUUGGAAUACAAUGGUAUCAGGUUUCUGUCAAAAUGGGAUGAUGGAUCAAGCUUAUCAAUUGUUUCAAGUGAUGCCUGAAAAAAAUAAUGUCUCAUGGAAUCUUAUGAUUUCGGGUUAUGCUGGUAUAGGGGAUUUGAUUUCUGCUGAAAAGUUGUUUAGAAAUGCUCCUUCUCAAUGUGUGGUUGCAUGGACUGCGAUGGUAACUGGUUACAUGAAGUCUAGGAAGGUUGAUUUGGCAGAGAAAGUAUUUGAUGAAAUGCCUGAGAAGAAUCUGGUGACAUGGAAUACAAUGGUGUCGGGCUAUGUAGAAAAUGGACGAGCAGAUGAUGGUUUGAAACUUUUUAGGAAGAUGGUUGAAACCGGGGUUAAGCCCAAUCCAUCAACCUUAAGCAGCGUACUACUCGGUUGUAGUAAUCUAUCUUCACUAAAAUUAGGUAAGCAAGUACAUCAAUUUGUGAACAAAUCUCCACUUUCUUUGCACACCAUGGUGAAUACUUCUUUGGUUAGCAUGUACUGCAAGUGUGGGGACUUGGAUGGUGCAUGGAAGUUGUUUCUUGCGAUUUCACAUAAAGAUAUUGUCACUUGGAAUGCUAUGAUUUCAGGGUACGCUCAACAUGGUGCAAGCGAAAAAGCUCUUUGGUUAUUCGAUACUAUGAAAAAAAAGGGAAUGAGACCCGAUUGGAUCACAUUCAUAGGAGUUCUAUCAGCUUGCAACCAUGCUGGAUUGGUUGAUCUUGGGAUUCAAUACUUCGAUUCGCUGCAGAAAGACUACAAGAUAAAAGCCAAACCAGAUCACUUCACUUGUAUGGUUGAUCUUCUUGGUCGAGCAGGUAAGCUUCUUGAAGCUUUAGAUUUGAUAAAAAGUAUGCCUUUCAAGCCCCACCCAGCAAUAUUUGGAACCCUUUUAGGCGCUUGCAGGGUCCACAAGAACUUAGAGCUAGCUGAAUUUGCCGCUAGGAAUUUGCUUGAUUGUGACCCUUCAAAUGCAGCUGGUUAUGUUCAACUUGCUAAUGUUUAUGCAGCCAUGAGGAAAUGGGACUGUGUGUCCAAAGUUAGAAGAUUGAUGAAAGAUGAUAAAGUGAUUAAAUUUCCAGGCUAUAGUUGGAUCGAAGUAAAGAGUACUGUGCAUGAGUUUAGAUCAGCUGAUAGACUUCAUCCUGAAUUGGGCUUGAUUCAUGAAAAAUUGAACCGUUUGGAGAAGAAAAUGAGACUCGCAGGCUAUGUCCCUGUUCUUGAAUUUGCAUUACAUGAUGUGGGUGAUCAACAGAAGGAGAAGCUUUUGCUAUGGCACAGUGAGAAAUUGGCAAUUGCUUAUGGUUUACUUAGAAUGCCGGCAGGGGUUCCAAUUCGGGUUUUCAAGAACCUAAGGGUCUGUGGGGAUUGCCAUGAGGCCACAAAAUUUAUAUCAGCUUUAGAGGGAAGGGAAAUCAUUGUGAGAGAUAAUUCAAGGUUUCAUCAUUUUCAGAAUGGAAAAUGCUCUUGUGGUGAUUAUUGGUGAACUUGAUGUCCAUGAGCAUGCUGUUUUCCAGCUAAGGAUAGGUUCAAGCCAUUGAGCCGCCUUUCCGACCACCAAAGCUUCAAACAUAGACGAAUUCAACCAUGGUACAUGGGAGAAUUUUUACCGCAGAUUAAAGAAGACUGAUGUUGGUCUUUGAACACGAUUGGUCAAGGUAUCAAUGGUCCAUUUGAUUGCAUACUAAAUAAAACACAUCUAUUGUGACAACAUUGCUCGUUGCAACAAUCCGUGAUUAUUAGUGGCCAAAGUGUUUUAAUGAUGAAAAAAGGUGUCUCCAGUUUUUGAUCUCUGAAGUUCAUUAAUUGGUGUCGAAAAUCAGCAACAACAGACCCGGUUGAUCUUUUGGUUGAUGAUGAUAAUGAUGGCCCAAGUCAACGCAUACGUAAGCUGCCUGCCUGGGGUUGCUGCUGCAGCAAGAAAUCACCGGCUGGGGGUGUUAGCAGCCAAGCUUCCUGUUGCUGAGGCUGAUAUAAUUGGGUUGAAAUGUGGUAAAAUGGCAUUGAAUAAGUGGUCUCUUAAGCACUUGCAAACUUCUUCUUGGGGCUGUAUAUGUGAAAGCUUGUUUGCAGGAGCAAUUGGGAUGCAAUGAAGUUGGAUGAAGAUCAAGUGGAGUAUGUAUGCAUUGAUGCAUAUGUUUCACACAACAUUUUCUUUGGAAAUUGAUUUAAGUUUAUGCAUAAAAUAUUGUUUA